GUAUAUCCCAGAAAGAACAAAAUUCAUAACAAAGGUAAUUUAAGUGAAGAACUGAAAACAGUUUCAUCUGAUAAAGAGGAUGUUCCAUGUUUAGGCAAACCAAAGAAUGCCUAUAAAAAAACCAACAUGGCAAAAGCUACAAGCUGCAAAUUUGUGCCUGCAAGAAUUUCAGAAAACACAAAGAUUCCUCCUACCCCUUGCUUAGAAUUUAGUGCUGAACAAGAAAGAAUUAACAACAUUAAACAAAAUAUUUCUGCAAGUGAUCAGUUGAAAUUCUGGGCUGCUAAAAAUGAAGGUACAUUUAGUAAUAAGCUGUUUCCAUCCAAAGAUAACAGGGUUCAUUCUUCAGAUAAACAAGAAGUGCAAAGCUUUUCCAGUAAUUCAACUUUGGCAGCAUUUUUAUGUAAAAGGUAUGUGCCUGCCAACUGUAGUUAAAUAUGUAUAAUUUAUAAUCCUGUUUUUUAAUUAAUUAUUAUUAAGGUAAUUAAGUACAGUUCAGUUUUAACCAUGAUGGAAAUAAUGGAAUAUUUUAGUUAAUUUAUUAUGGAUUUAUUAAUAAAUAAUACCAACUAAUAGUCUUUAGUUGACGCUCUCUCUUUUAUAUAAGUAUAAGAGAUACUUGAUCAGGGAAAAGUUAUAGUUUCUUGACCAUUAGUAAAGAGCUACUAAUGACUAACUAAAAAAGAAUUCAUACCCAUUUCAACAAGGGUAAUGUUAUUAAAUUAAAAUCUAUUUUCAUUCAUUUUUCUGGUUCAUCAUGAGAUUCAUGUACCUGUACAGCCAAUAGAUUUUUGUGGGGGCAUACCCUUGAUAUGUUUAAAAUUAAGGAAUUAUUUAUAAAAAAUUAGUUAUUUUGGGACUAGUAAUGAAAGGACAUAAUGUUCAUAAGUUUAACAUGUCAUAACUAUAGUAGAGUACUGCAAUGUCAUUUCAGAUCUGAUGUGAAGAGCUACUUUCCUGUUAAAAAGGUACUGGUAAUGUUUUCAUUGUCCUGACCCCAGCAAAUUUAAAAAUACUGUGGCACCUACUAUACAUGAAUGAUAUAUAUAAAUAUAAUGAUGUAUAUAAUGCUGUCAUGCAUGGCUCCCAAAAUUUCAUACAUUCAUUUGCUUAAGGAAAUUGCAUUUUUUCAAUGAGGGGAAAGUAUGUUAUUUAACUUUAUUUUGGGGAUGAUAUUUUUAUACGGUAUAAUAUUAAUAUGAUCGUGUGUGCUUCCUGGAAUUUUAAUUUACAAUAAACAGCAAAAGCUGUAAAUAUGUUGGGGUAGUUCAUGUUACCCAUAUUACUCGUAUUACCACAGUAUUACUGGUAUAUGCAGAGAGUUGAAAGCAAAUAAUGAUAGCUUUAAAGUUUUAAAAUUCCAAGGCUAUUCACACAGAAUCAGGGCUUCUGUGACUGUGAGACUGGGUUAUUUAUGUACUGUAUGUUGGUAGUCUCUCAGGCGCAUAUUAUUUACAAGAAUAGGUUGCUUAAAAAUAUUGUGGAAGUAAAAUUCUGGAUUAAUGAAACCAUGCUCCUGACACGAUUCCAUUUUAUGGACCCCAUUUUCACUUUAGAUGGGUUACACGGCCCUUCAUUAGAAACACUUUGAACAAGCUAUAGGCCUUGUUCUUCGUUAUUUAGUAAAAAUUAAAUAACAUUAUUUUUAAAGUAAUAUUUUUAACAGGGAGAGUCAUUGCAUGCAUAGUCUUAAAUUUUUAAGGUUUCUAAUUUCUAGAUCCCUAGACCUUUUCCUUAAAUAUAAUAAUUAACUACGGUACCUGGUAAGCAGAGUUUUCAAAAGAAUAGAGAUAAUUUAAACAAUGUCAAUGUCCAUUGUUUUGAGUGAAACUUUCACUUUUAGAGUUAGGCAGUCAUUAAUUACUGGGGUCAAGAGUUUUUUUCUGCCCACCAACUUAGCAUUUCCCUCUGGAGAGCUCCCCUAAAAUUAGGUUUUGGGGAAUCUUGUCUAGCAUUUAUGUUAAAAUGCCAUGCCCACUUGGCUUAUCCUUGUAAGAGCAUGUGGUGCUGAUAGUUUUUUGUAGGACCUCUGAAUCAGGGUCUUAGUCCUGCCACCUUACGUGCAAUAGACCCAAAUGGUAGUACUAGAAUCUUUGCUGUCUAGAGCUUUUUGGCAGAAAUGUCCACUUUGUGUUGACCUUUUACUUUACAGGUUUUCCUCUACCCUUUGUAUGGUAUAUUUCUUCUUGAUUUAACCUGAAAGCAGUCCUCCCUUAUUUCUCUUGCUAAAUUCUAUUCUUUAAUUUUAAUCUCAAAUACUUGAAAAAACAUGAUAAUGAUAGGAUGCUCUAUACUAUUACCAUUCUUAUGUACCAGGUACCAGUACCCGUAUGUCUAUACUUUUCAGAUUGACAGUUGUAAUUCAUCUCCAACACUGUCUAUCACAGAAGUGACAAUAAAAAACAUAAGAGGACCUUUCAGAAGUCGAACCCCUCAAGGUAAUAGUAAUAUGAAUCAACCUUUCACACUGCAAUUUUUAUCAGAUGUCAUUUGUUUGUAGUUUAUUUUAGUUAAACUGAAGAAGUAAGUUUACAAACGUUUAUAGUCCAUUCAAUAUUUCAUUUGAUACCUCAUUUUGUCUUUUGUCUUACAAACUCAACAAUAAUAAUAUUUUGAAUCGUUUUUUAAUCCCAACCUCUCACUUCUGGUACCCAAGUACAAAUAGCCACUUAGAAUCUAAUUAGAAAGAAAAAAAAAGCAGUAAAAUUUGUCUUAACUGAUACUUUGUAAACUUUUUGGCCAGCUUUAUACUACACAGUAAUUACAUUUGUAUAGCACUAGCAGUAAUAAUGGGACUAAUUAUUUAACUCAAAAAACAAAAUUGCCAAAAAUACAGUUUCUCCCAGUUUGUACUACUACUACUACUACUAAUACCGUAGCUGCUUCUUUAAAAUAUUUCUUUGGUAAUUUUCAGAGCCCAGACACAGUACCAUGCCAAGAGAUGUAACUCUUAGUCCAGCACCAACCUUGUUAUCACAGAUUAGCAGCUUAAUGUGAAGUUAUAUAUUUUUACCUAUUCUUUUAGUUGACAGUUUCUUCCAUGGUUAAAAAAUACAUUUUAAUUCAGAAUUCUGUGUCAUUUAAAUCAUCUGUAAACACUAAGA
Molecule: messenger RNA, 3104 nt
Organism: Lymnaea stagnalis (great pond snail)
Lineage: Eukaryota; Metazoa; Mollusca; Gastropoda; Lymnaeidae
Source: the annotation of a GenBank genome assembly